Messenger RNA from Trypanosoma theileri, 2928 nucleotides. RefSeq names its product RNA-editing complex protein MP100. Lineage: Eukaryota; Euglenozoa; Kinetoplastea; Trypanosomatida; Trypanosomatidae. Gene Ontology annotation, biological process: double-strand break repair. Gene Ontology annotation, molecular function: 5'-tyrosyl-DNA phosphodiesterase activity; single-stranded DNA binding. The record is from RefSeq and is a predicted model, not a curated record. Bases 1 to 2928 code for a protein of 975 amino acids. Gene Ontology annotation, cellular component: cytoplasm; PML body. The transcript has a single exon.
AUGACACUCACAAAAACGCCUUACCGCCUGGCUGUAACGACAUAUCGCCAAUCAAAGAUUAGUGAUCGCUUUCAAUUGUUGAUUACAAAGAAAGAAGUGGAAUGUGAUUACGUUGGUGUAGACGCUACUGCACUGGUGGCAACAGGACUGCGACUCGCCAAAAACGUCACAUCUGAACAACGACGACAUAAGGAGGUUGCCCGUCAUGUCUCACAGUCUCUACAACAAUUACUCAAAAAGGUACGUUGUAAGAAAUCGCUUCUCAUCGCUAUGGACGGUGCGGAGACUUUACUAAAAGCAGAACACACACGAGGUAGUAGUGUUACACGUAAAAUUGAAAGUCGUCUCAUGCGACUUCCCGGUACACCAUUAAUGCAAGCGGUAGAAGAACGUUUAGUGCGUAUGAUGCCGGAUCGACAAAUUCUUCCAUCUGAAGUGGUAUUUUCAGGUACAUGUGUACAAGGAUGUGUGGAACAGAAGAUGUCUGCAUGGGCUUUAGAUUUGGCUUCUCGUGAUUCAUUUAGUGGUAGUACCGAUUCACUUUGUCUUAUUGGGGCAUCUGAGUUAUAUUUAAAUGUGAUGGCACUUUCUCCUUUUUAUAAUGUGAUGAGUGUUGUACAAAAUAACGCCGAUCUUCGUCAAAUGCGUUUACAAGAUAUUCUUGAAUGGUUAGAUCUUGAUAAAAGAGCAAAAGAAGGUGAAAGUGUUACGAUUGCAAAAAUGCGAACAGAUAUUCUUUUUUUAUUUAUUCUUGCGAAUGGAGCUUCUGUUACAGAAUUGCAUCCUAUCCCAUCUCUUGGAUUUAGUGAACUGGUCGACCGUUAUCUAAAGAAUUUUAUGGAAACCACAUCUAAUACGGAAACCACAGAAGGAGGAGGCAAAGGAAAAGGAAGAGAGGGAAGUGUCUCUCUUCACUCCGGAACAGUAAAAGAAGGCUUAUUCUUAUUUGAAGAUUAUCCUGGAAAUACAUUACGUCUAAACAUUCCACUUCUCUCUCGUAUUAUACAAUUAGUCGCCCGAAAGGAAGUUCCACCCCGCGUGGAUGCGGCUUCAGAGGCCUAUUUAGAACAGGCUCUGCAAACACACGCCCUCUUGUGUCUGGGAGAAGCCCCGGAAUAUAAUUAUCUUCCAUCGAUGCCAACAACACAAGUGGGAUCUCCAGUGGCCGGUGUUAUUCCAUUCGCGGCGCAUCUCGCGGCUUUGUGUAGUUCCUCACCUCAUCGUAUUGCACGACGAACACCUCCACGUGUAAGGCAAUCAUCUUCCACUACAUGUAUAAAAGAAGAAGAAAAAGAAGAAAAAGGAAAGAAAGAAAAGGGAGAGAAGGAAGAAGGAUUAAGAAAUGAAACAUUUGAACUAGCAGAAGGAGGUAAAGUAGAAUUAGUAAAAUCGAAAACAAAGGAGAUGCAAACAGGAAUUAUUCAACCCUUAACGGCAGCAGAAUAUACUAUUUUAUGUCAAUCCUUACCUGCUUCUGUAGAGACAUUAAUUCAACAUUAUGUUGGGGUAGCACCAAAAUCAGAUGUUGGUAAAAUGAUUACUUCAUCCGAUACAACAGGAGCACAUCGUGUGAUUCGUGAAGUCUUAUCCUAUGCGAAUCCUCUUAAACCCCAUAAGUGUUUAUGUUUAUCCCCUUCUUAUUGUUGGUUACAAAAUGAGAAGACACAAUUAUGGCGAUUUGAGUAUGUUGAUAUUGGUGUUCGUAGUCAUGAAAUGGAAAUACGUCGUCACUUAAAUGCUGUAAAGGGAGUUACAUUAGAAGUAAACAUGUCCAGAGAUGGACCAUCAUACUUUUCAACAUCAACUUCUUCAUGGGAACCCAUUAAAGACUUUCCAUGUGGUGCAGAAAGAUCUAGUGAUGAUGAUAAUAAUAAUAAACAAAAAGAAACAUCAUCAUCAUCAACCACAAAAGGAGGUAAAGAUACAGAGGAUUUGACAGGAUCUAUAAAGACGGAGGAUGAUACAAAGAAGGACACGAAAAAAAUAGAAACUUUAGAUAAAAUUAAAGAUAAUGAAUCUUCAGAGAGUAAAUCAACCUCAUCUCAAAUAUCUAAGACUAAUACUACAGAUCAAAAUCUAUCCUCUAAGCAAUCCACAUUAAAAUUACUUACAUGGAAUGUUAUGUUUGAUCGAUAUAGUGGUAAACCUACACCAUUAGGUAUGCCAGGUAUUGAUUGGUGUUCCCCAAAACGAUAUCCAAUACUCGCAAAAAUAAUUCAACAAGAAGAUGCAGAUGUUGUAGGAAUGCAAGAAGUAGAACCUGUGUUUUGGAAUUUUCUUUCUAAACAAUCAUGGGUACGAGAAAAUUACUUCUUUUCAUGCGGUUAUGCAAGUCCAGCGAUUACACCUUGGGGUGUACUCAUGUUAGUUCAUCGUCGUCGACUUUCUAUACAAAAUAUCACUUAUUUAAAUGUGCCUGCGUGGACGAAUCAUGUCUCACUUAUGCCAGUUGUUACUCUUCAAAUGCCACACGGUUCUGUUAAUGUUGCCGCUGCACAUUUAUUAGCACCAUACACCAAAUCACAUGAAACUGCACGAACUUCACAAGAUGGAGCCUUACGUCAUCACAUGAUGAAAACAUUAAGUGGAGAUGUUAUCACAAUGGGGGAUUUUAACGAUUGGCCUACAAGUGAGUUUCACAUGCCAACGGAAUCACAAUAUGUGGAUUGUUGGCCUUUACUACACCCAGGGGAUGCUGGUAAAACUAUGGAUGAAACCAACACCUUUUGUAAACUUAAAGUGGAAGAAAUGUUUUUUGGACGAUCGGAUAAAGUGUUUUUGCGCAGUAGACGUCUUGUGCCUGUAGAGGCGCAUCUCGUCGGUACUCGAAGUGUAAAUGAUGAGAAUGGCAAUCAGGAGGCACCUGCCUACUUGUUUCCCUCAGAUCAUUACGGUGUGAGUAUGACGUUUAAGUUGAAACAACGAUAA